GACCACUUCUUCAAAUACGCCUCUGUGGGGCGUGCCGGUGUCUUCUGCUCAUGUGCGCUAGCUAUUUCGUCCCUAACCUUCCAUCAGACUUUGUAAUUUAUAUUUUAAUAUGGAAAUCGAUUGCUCCAUGUCUAUUCUUGUGAAAUAGGUCAGUUUUACUGUUCACGUUAUUUUAAAGAAUAUGGCGCUAAUAUUAGUAUGGAUGUUGUUAUUGGCUAAAACGGUAUUAGGUCAUGUUUACAAUGCGGUUGAAACGGAAAUGUUUGCUAUACCAAUCAGCCCUAACUUAUUUAACUGGACCUACCAGGAAUUCGACCAGCAGUACCGUUUCCAUGCUUCGUUGAUAGGCAAACCCGAGUUACCAUCUUGGCUGCGAUACAUAUACAGCGGGAGACACCACUCCGGGUUUAUUUUCGGCACACCGCCACGCAACACCAAAACACCGAUCACUUUGGAAGUUAUUGGUUUAAAUAGACAAGACUUUGAAACACGACGAGUGCUAUUGAAUCUUAAAGUUCAACCCAAAGAGAAUAUGGCGAAGCACGAGGUUGAAUUAAAAAUUGACAAUCUAAAUGUCGAAGACCUAUUGGAUGAGCACAGAAUGACACGCCUUAAAGAUAUUCUUAGAACGAAACUAUGGACGGAGAGCAGCAAAGAUUUGUAUCCAACUUUCCUUGCGUCUGCAAUUGAUUUAGGGGCGAGAUUGCCGUUAAAACCGAGUGAUGGAGAGGGGCUCGUAGUCAGGUUAGGUAGUUCAGUGCCAUUCUCCUCUGAGUUAAAGCGCCUGAGAGAAGAAGUCCGUCCACUUUCCCGUUUGCCGAGCUGUCCUCGAGAUUACAAGCGGACCACUGUCGAAAGACUCUUCAGAGAUGCUGGACUUAAUCUGGACUGGUGCAGUUUCGAAUUGUACAACACAAUCUACAAACAACGCACGACGGAGCACCUCGAGUACCUGACGGAGGCGACGGAGGCGAGCGCGCCGGCGCGCGGCGGGCCCGCGGCGCGCGCGUGGGCGGGGCCGGCGCGCGCCGCGCUGCCGUCGCGCUCGCUGGCGCGCGCGCUGUGGGCGGCGGCCGCGGGCCCGCUGGCGCUGCUGCUGCUCUGUGCCGCCGCGCUCUCCGCCGCGCUCUGCCUGCACUACGCCACCGUACGUGACGCUGUUUCAGAGAGAUUUGUUGACGAAAUUUAUCAUAUCUGCGAAGAUUACAGAAACCGAAGAGCUCAUAAAUCUGCUAAAGUGGAACUGUGCAGAUACGGAACUGGCAACACCGAGCAGACACAAGCAGAUAACAAUAGUAACAAAAGUGUGGGAGUAAGCCCCAAUAACAGUCUCGUCAGACCGUACAGUCCAAAAUCGACAACCAACCUCGCUGCUAACUACAACCGCCCUCAACCACCUCCUUACAUCGGCUCUACCACCAACUCCCUCCACCACAGGAAACCAACCGACAAAACUCCAACAAGCUGUCACACACCUGAACCCAACCGAGGACACAUGGCCUUGGAAGAAUCAUUAAAACUCCUAAACGAAGCAAAUAUUUCAAGCGAAUUCGACAAUUUAAUUCUCCGUGAUCAAAUAGUCGACCCGAACGACGGUUCAGAUGAUUACGUACCAAUAAAAUCGGAAUCGGCGGGUUAUUUGUCGAUGAAGCCGGAUAAAACUGGUUAUGUCAACAUGAAACCGGAUCUGGACGAUAUCGUUGUACCGGAAUUGGCUAAAUAUGGAAUUUCUGGCAUUGGACCGAUUUGACAUGAAGCUGACGGUUCGCAGCCGCAAGUCAAAACUUGGUUUUGUUAACCAAUCCAUGACUGGUUCGGAAUAAUAUUUAUCAAACAUGUCUAAUCAAGUAAGAAGCACGAUAAAUAUAAACGUGUAGUUGUACCAAUAAAAUUAGCCAAUAACGUGUUGAAUAGGGAAAUUACCGGACUAUAAUAACGACUGGUUCGA
Vanessa tameamea is the source of this 1948-nucleotide messenger RNA. RefSeq lists its product as uncharacterized. NCBI's taxonomy places the organism in Eukaryota, Metazoa, Arthropoda, Insecta, Lepidoptera, Nymphalidae. The transcript is spliced from 10 exons. The coding region runs from base 182 to 1750 and encodes 522 amino acids. The record is from RefSeq and is a predicted model, not a curated record. Gene Ontology annotation, cellular component: sarcoglycan complex; membrane.